AUGGUCUCCUGCAUUUGUUUGGGUCCCAAAAGAUCGGGUAAAACCCAUUUACUAAAAGCUCUACAAGACACCGAACAAAUCGAUGAUAAUUCCUAUUCGACACCAACAAUUGGUACAAAUAUUUAUAAUAUUGUCUUUCCCAUUGAUACAAAUGGUGAUGAUAAUAAACCUAAACCACCACCACCGAAAACUUCGGAAGAGGGUAAUGGUGAAGCUACUAAUACGAAAAAGAAAAAAAUACCACCCUUAAAAUCUAUAAGGGUUUUGGAAAUUGGUGGAGCUAUGGCUCCUAUUUGGCGUCAAUAUUUUAAUGAUGUUAAAAAAUUGAUGUAUGUUGUGGACACUUCGAAUUUGUGUCAGAUAUCGGCAGCAGGUGUCCUCUUCUAUUCCAUAUUGGCUGAGCCUCGUCUGCAAAAGGUACGCAUAUUGUUGGUCCUCUCCAAAAUGGAUUAUGCCUAUCGUCAAAUGCGUAAUGAGGCCUUGCUGAUGUUACAAAUGUCGAAACUGCAAAAGGAAAUACGUCAAAAUAUAACAAUAAUAGAAGUUAGUCCUGUAACCCGAGUGGGCUUAGAUGGAAUUUAUAAUUGGUUGAAAAUUCCUUAA
This is a messenger RNA of Musca vetustissima, 603 nucleotides long. RefSeq names its product ADP-ribosylation factor-like protein 16. The transcript has 2 exons. NCBI's taxonomy places the organism in Eukaryota, Metazoa, Arthropoda, Insecta, Diptera, Muscidae. The record is from RefSeq and is a predicted model, not a curated record. Bases 1 to 603 code for a protein of 200 amino acids. Gene Ontology annotation, molecular function: GTP binding; GTPase activity.